UACAAGUUUACAUACGGUUCAUAUAUACGCUCCCGACUUUACCACGUGAGUUUGGCUCGUUUGCUCAUUGGUUUGUCGUCAUGCCAAUCAAAAACAUUCUGAGUAUUCGCUUCUUUGCUUGCAAAGAUCUGGGGCAGACCCAGCCGACAGGGACGGAAAGGUUGGGCUGUUGUCUUUGGUUUUCACGUAUUCGCGUUUAAACUGUCUGGCCUAACCGUGUGGGAAUUAACUUGACUGCGAAUUUAUGACGUUCGUAACGCGGCGGUGGUGGGAUCCCAAAGUGGAUAGAACGGCACGUUUCUUCCAAACGAAAGGACUGCAGGGGGUGGUCACAUGAGGAGCAGGGAGAGGAACAGCGAGUCCCAAGACCAGAUGUCUUGCGCACCACAGGACAUCAUGAGGACACCCAAAAUGGUCUUCCGCUGGUCAUUCAGGCAGUUCCUGGUACUGUUGAUUUUCCUGGGGCUAGUUUCACUUGGAGUCUUACGUCUUCCGCAGUUCAAGUCUGGACCUAAGCCCUACUCAUGGAGGGUUGAUCACAGUCACCGAAAGCUGCUUCAAUCCUUUGUCAGAAGUGUGCUGACAAAGGAAUGCAGGCCAGCUUUUGUCAGGAGGGAAAUGCAAACCAGGUUCAACCACUCAAAUCACGUGGCCGAGCACUUCUUGUGGGAGGACACGCCCCUUGCUGAGAGCAUGUUCCAGUAUCCACCUCCCUUCGGCUUCCGGGACCUACGAAGCAAACUGACCGACAUCCUUGGCUUGCUGCCUGGCCCCGCUCCGCAGUGGCAUGGCAGAAAGGCAUGCCAGAAGUGUGUGGUCGUGGGCAACGGGGGAGUACUGCGCGGCCUGGCCCUGGGGCCCCUCAUCGACCAGUUUGACAUUGUCAUCAGGUUGAACAGUGGCCCCGUGCGGAAUUUCAGUAAGGAUGUGGGAAGCCACACCACCAUCAGAAUGAGCUACCCUGAGGGCAGCCCCCAGACAUGGGACGAUGUGGGCUCCAGCCUGCAGUUCAUCGCUGUGGUCUACAAAUCAGUGGAUUUCAAUUGGCUGAAAGCCAUGAUCACCCGCAAACAAGUGUCUCUAUGGGAUUGGCUGUUCUUCUGGCAGAAGGUGCCGGAUAAAAUUCCUAUUGAGCCAUCCCAGUUCCGCAUCCUGAACCCUGAGAUCAUCAGAGAGACCGCACUGGACCUCCUGCAUCUGCCAGAGCCGCAGCCCCGCCUCUGGGGUUGGGAUCAGAAUGUCCCCACCAUCGGCAUUUCUGCCCUCAACCUCGCCACAUACCUCUGUGAUGAAGUGAGCCUGGCAGGAUUUGGGUACAAUCUGAGCCAAGAGGGGGCUCCACUCCAUUACUACGACAGUCUGCCCAUGACCAGCAUGCUGCAUCAGCCCAUGCACAACGUGGACCGUGAGGGGGCCCUCUUGAGGGCACUAGCCAAGGCUGGAGUCAUCUCCGACCUCACAGGCGCAAUCCACUGCAGCUUUUGCCCCAACGGAGAGGGCAAGAGAAUCAGAUGAGCUGCUCACAAGAGACUCCAGGCCUGCGCUUGGCAACAUCUUCUUAGAACUUUAUGGAAAAGUCUUGUUAACAAAGUAUUCCUGCUCCUGUCAUUGUUUGCUGUGAUCGGACUUGGUGUUGUUCAGAACUGGCAGUCUGAAUCUAUUAUACAAUUCACAAUAUUUAUA
Anguilla anguilla (European eel) is the source of this 1683-nucleotide messenger RNA. It is a transcript of the gene st3gal5, whose product is annotated as ST3 beta-galactoside alpha-2,3-sialyltransferase 5. Gene Ontology annotation, molecular function: lactosylceramide alpha-2,3-sialyltransferase activity. Lineage: Eukaryota; Metazoa; Chordata; Actinopteri; Anguilliformes; Anguillidae. The record is from RefSeq and is a predicted model, not a curated record. The transcript is spliced from 7 exons. Bases 334 to 1515 code for a protein of 393 amino acids.